CAUCAUCCAGGACACAGUCACAACCCCCAAUACACCAAGCUACUCACAAAUACCCAGGUUAUUUUUUCCUUUAAAAAGGAUUUAUUUUACCAUAAAAUGUAACUCGGUUCUUUUAUUUAGGAUUUCCAAAUGUCCUAGGCUGUAUAGAUGGGACAUUUGUGAAAAUCAAGAAGCCAGCAGCCAAUGAAGCAGACUUUCUCAAUAGAAAAGGAUACCAUUCCUUGAACAUACAGGUACAUAUAGAAAUAUUUACCACUCGACUUUUUAUCUACAGGACUACUGAAAACAAUUCUUCCCAAUCUUAUUUUGUGAAAGGCAUAAAAUUUAAUGAUGCUAAUUCAUCAAUCAUAACAUGAAGUUUAACAUAUGGAAUAAGGUACACUCCCUAAAAUACGUUGAAAAUGAUACUUUCACUUAUUUGUACCUUAAUUCCUGAGAUUACACACCUCUCUUUUUGAUGUUGCACAUUUAAACUUGUAAAUAAAGAUUAGGAAUAUGAAGUAUGCAGUUUGUCAAUAUAAUCUCUAUAAACACAACAGGCAAUUUGUGAUGCCCACAUGAGGAUCACAAGUCUAAAUGCGUCAUGGCCAGGCAGUGUCCAUGAUUCACGGAUUUGGAACGCUUCAGCCUUAAAAGACCAAUUUGAAAAUGGAUUACAUGAUGGACUUCUUCUUGGAGAUUCUGGAUAUGCAUGCAGGAAGUACUUAAUGACUCCGUUUCUCCAGCCUGUAGGCAGAGGUCAAGAACGAUUUAACAGGAGCUUGUGCAGAACUAGAGUACUAAUAGAACAGACUUUUGGCGUUUUGAAAGCUAGAUUUCCAUGCUUAAGAUUCGGACUCAGGAUGACACCAGAAAUGGCAGUUUCUACUACUUCUGCUUGUGUUGUGCUUCACAACAUAGGGAUCCUCAGGUUGGAUGUAGUGGAUGUGGAGCUUGAGCAUGACAAUCAGCUCCACAUCCAAGACCAGCAAGUUCUUGCACAACCUGAUGGAAAACAUGUUCGUGAUCACAUCACAAGACAGUAUUUCAAUAAUUAACUUAAAUCUACAUUCUAAAUUAUAAAUUAAACAUUAUAAAUUAGUAAAGUGACUUAAAAACAAGAGAUCCCA
Pecten maximus is the source of this 1109-nucleotide messenger RNA. Its product is annotated as putative nuclease HARBI1. The record is from RefSeq and is a predicted model, not a curated record. The coding region runs from base 558 to 1037 and encodes 159 amino acids. The transcript is spliced from 2 exons. Lineage: Eukaryota; Metazoa; Mollusca; Bivalvia; Pectinida; Pectinidae.